Messenger RNA from Capsicum annuum, 2512 nucleotides. RefSeq names its product ferredoxin--nitrite reductase, chloroplastic-like. NCBI's taxonomy places the organism in Eukaryota, Viridiplantae, Streptophyta, Magnoliopsida, Solanales, Solanaceae. Gene Ontology annotation, molecular function: heme binding; iron-sulfur cluster binding; oxidoreductase activity. The transcript has 4 exons. The coding region runs from base 329 to 2158 and encodes 609 amino acids. The record is from RefSeq and is a predicted model, not a curated record.
UCCUGCAAAAACUCCUCAAGCAAUUUCUUGAUAUGUAUGUAUGUUAUCGUGUAGCAUCAACCAGAAGGACGCACGUCUCUUUCCUUGACCCAUGGAUGGCCCAAAAGGGUGCCCCCUUACCAAAACACCUGCCCAAGGGCGCUUCACACCUUUGACAUUUGUAGACCCCACAGUUGUUUAAAUUUCGCUGUGAUAGGGAUAUCCUAGUCAUUAGCACUUUUGAUUUUAUCAAUAACGACCCUUUGGAACUUCCAAGAGUCGAAAAGGACAGUCCCCACCUCACCCCACCUUACGACUACAAAAAUGAUCUUAUUUCGCCAUUUUAACCAUGACCGCCACGAUCAUCACCACCCUCAAUAAUCAAGAAUCAACUAAAUUCCUCAAUUCCAAAUUUGGCGAAAUGGCAUCUUUUUCUGUUAAAUUUUCAGCAACUUCUUCGCUGACAAGUUCUAAGAGAUUUUCCAAGCUUCAUGCCACUCCACCGCAGACAGUGGCAGUACCUCCAUCUGGGGCAGUGGAGGUAGCUGCAGAGAGACUAGAGCCUAGAGUGGAGGAAAGAGAUGGGUAUUGGGUACUUAAGGAAAAGUUCAGAAAAGGCAUAAAUCCUGCUGAAAAGGCCAAGAUUGAAAAGGAACCUAUGAAAUUGUUCACUGAAAAUGGUAUUGAAGAUAUUGCUAAGAUCUCACUUGAAGAGAUCGAAAAAUCUAAGCUUGCUAAGGAUGAUAUUGAUGUUAGGCUCAAGUGGCUUGGCCUCUUCCAUAGGAGAAAGCAUCAAUAUGGACGAUUCAUGAUGCGACUGAAGCUUCCAAAUGGGGUAACGACGAGUGCCCAAACUCGAUAUUUAGCAAGUGUGAUUAGGAAAUAUGGGAAAGAUGGAUGUGCAGAUGUGACUACAAGGCAAAAUUGGCAGAUUCGUGGGGUUGUGCUACCUGAUGUGCCUGAGAUUCUAAAGGGACUGGAUGAAGUUGGCUUGACCAGUCUGCAAAGUGGCAUGGACAAUGUUAGAAAUCCCGUGGGGAACCCUCUGGCGGGGAUUGAUCCACAAGAAAUUGUGGACACAAGGCCUUACGCUAAUUUGCUAUCCCAAUAUGUCACUGCCAAUUUUCGUGGCAAUCUGUCCGUGACUAACUUGCCAAGGAAGUGGAAUGUAUGUGUAAUAGGGUCACACGAUCUUUAUGAGCAUCCCCAUAUCAAUGAUCUUGCCUAUAUGCCUGCAACGAAAGAUGGACGAUUUGGAUUCAACCUGCUUGUGGGUGGAUUCUUCAGUCCGAAGCGAUGUGCAGAGGCAAUUCCUCUUGAUGCAUGGGUUCCAGCUGAUGAUGUAGUCCCUGUUUGCAAAACAAUAUUAGAAGCUUAUAGAGAUCUUGGUACCAGAGGGAACAGGCAGAAAACAAGAAUGAUGUGGUUAAUUGACGAACUGGGUGUUGAAGGAUUCAGGGCAGAAGUUGUGAAGAGAAUGCCUCAAAAGAAGCUAGAGAGAGAAUCCACAGAGGAUUUGGUGCAGAAACAAUGGGAAAGGAGAGAGUAUCUUGGGGUUAAUCCACAGAAACAGGAAGGUUACAGCUUUGUUGGUCUUCACAUUCCAGUGGGUCGUGUCCAAGCAGAUGACAUGGAUGAGCUUGCUCGUUUAGCAGAAGAGUAUGGUUCAGGAGAGCUCCGGCUGACUGUUGAGCAAAACAUCAUUAUUCCGAACAUUGAGAACUCAAAGAUUGAUGCAUUGCUCAAUGAACCUCUUCUGAAAAACAGAUUUUCACCCGAUCCACCUAUUCUCAUGAGAAAUUUGGUGGCUUGUACUGGUAACCAAUUCUGUGGGCAAGCCAUAAUCGAGACUAAAGCACGUUCAAUGAAGAUAACUGAGGAGGUUCAACGGCUAGUCUCUGUGACUCAGCCCGUGAGGAUGCACUGGACUGGUUGCCCAAAUUCAUGUGGACAAGUUCAAGUUGCAGAUAUCGGAUUUAUGGGAUGCCUGACAAGAAAGGAAGGAAAGACAGUGGAAGGCGCUGAUGUUUUCUUGGGUGGCAGAAUAGGGAGUGACUCACACUUGGGAGAUAUUUAUAAGAAGUCUGUCCCCUGUGAAGAUUUGGUACCAAUAAUUGUGGACUUACUAGUUAACAACUUUGGUGCUGUUCCAAGAGAGAGAGAAGAAGCAGAAGAUUAAUCUCAACAUUUCAGAAUCAGCUCGUGGCUUUACUCAACAUAGUAAAUUGGACGUUGAUGGAAUGUGCUUACCAUAUUAAGAUAUUUCCAAGGUACAGAACUGGUGGAGCUGUUGUUGGAAGUUAGUAGAAUAAUCAGAACAUGAGCUGUUCUUGACAUGCUAUGUGUGACAUUCCACGAUGCAAAUACUUGUACUUGUUUCAGAAUAUUCACCCGGUGUAUUGUUUUGGAAAAGAGCUGAUCCAAACUAAAAGGUUUUUGAAUUGUGGGAUUCCUAAUAAUAGAUUUUUUAAAAAUGUAAUUUAAUAAUCAUACAUUUCAAUUUUUACCUAUUAUUAUAUUCUUUGUUAUACUA